Messenger RNA from Heterobasidion irregulare TC 32-1, 1671 nucleotides. RefSeq names its product major facilitator superfamily. The transcript has 16 exons. Gene Ontology annotation, molecular function: transmembrane transporter activity. Lineage: Eukaryota; Fungi; Basidiomycota; Agaricomycetes; Russulales; Bondarzewiaceae. The record is from RefSeq and is a predicted model, not a curated record. Gene Ontology annotation, biological process: transmembrane transport. The coding region runs from base 51 to 1508 and encodes 485 amino acids. Gene Ontology annotation, cellular component: membrane.
AGCCCACUUCCUCCUGGUUCUCACUACGAGCGACCUGCAUCUUCCCAGCUAUGGCAGCCUCGCUCGAGAAAGAAGAGAUCGACGUCCAGGACAAUGUUUCUUCCGAGCUGAAGGAAGGUCCUCUGACGGAUUACGAGAAGAAAGAAGAGAGGCGGAUUUUCAGGAAGAUGGAUUUAUAUCUCCUACCCUUCGUGUCGCUCUUGUAUCUUCUCUCAUUCUUGGAUCGAGCUAAUAUUGGUAAUGCGAAGAUUGCUGGGAUGGCUAAGGAUUUACACUUAGUCGGUCUACGAUACAACAUGGCUGCCGCUCUGUUUUUUAUCCCGUACUGCUUGGCGGAAGUUCCUUCGAACAUGCUCUUGAAACUUGUACGACCCUCACGAUGGAUUCCUUCAAUUAUGGUUGCUUGGGGCAUUGUUAUGACUUUAAUGUGUCUGGUCAAUAGCUAUGGGGGGCUUCUAGUCGCUCGUCUGUUCCUUGGCCUUGCUGAGGCAGGUCUCUUCCCUGGAAUAACGUAUUACAUUUCUCUUUGGUAUCCACGUCAAAAGCAAGCGAAGAGAGUAGCAAUCUUCUUCUCUGCUGCCACAGUAGCUGGCGCUUUUGGUGGUAUUCUCGCCUUCGGUAUUGAGAAGAUGGAUGGUAUCGGUGGACUUCAUGGCUGGCAAUGGAUAUUCUGCUUGGAAGGCAUCCUGACUGUCAUAGUUGCCAUCUGCUCAUUCUUUUUCAUGCACGAUUACCCUGAGACGGCUACAUUUUUGACUACCUCGGAACGCGAUCGCCUCAUCCACUUGCUCAAGAAUGAUUCAAACGGCCUGGCGACCCAUUUUGAUAUCAAAUUCUUCUGGCAAGCAGUCAAAGAUUACAAGACCUACUUGCAGAUUUGCAUAUACAUGGGCGUUCUUAUACCAGUGUAUGCAGUCGCCCUAUUCACUCCCUCAAUCAUCAGUGGGCUUGGGUUCGCCUCCGCGCGUGCACAGCUCCUGUCUAUCCCGCCAUUCGUCUGUGGAUGCCUUCUCACUAUCGUUGUCGGCAUCUACUCUGACAAGUGGAAUAUACGAGGGCCAUUCAUUAUUGGCGGUGCCUUGGUCUCAAUGUGCGGCUAUCUUGUGCUGUACAACACGAGCCGUCCAGGCCCAGGCUAUGCGGGUACUGUGAUCGCGUGUAUGGGAGUCUAUCCCACCAUCGCUGUCAAUCUGGCAUGGGCGGGCGGUAAUGCUGGCGGAGAUCUUAAGAGAGGUGUCGUGAUUGCUAUGGUCAUUGGAAUCGGUAAUCUCGGAGGCAUCUGUUCAUCUUUCAUCUAUUAUGAUCCUCCUCGCUUCCACCAUGGUCACGGUGUCAUGAUUGGGUGGCUGGGUUUAACCGUCGUGUCGAGCUGUGUUCUCAUGUGGAGAUACAGCGUAAUCAAUCGAGAAAAGGAAGAGCUGUGCGUGCGGGAGCGCAUCGAUGUUGACAGGAAAGACGAGUUUCGGGAAAUGGGCGACCAAAGCCCCUUGUUCCGCUAUACUAUCUAGGAAUACGGUGAGAUAUGCUCGGAAUGUAUGUGCCCAUCUAGUACCUUCUAAGUAGUCAUACACCUAGUUUUUUGUAAUUUUUAGUUUGAGUCAUCGACGUUCUGAUAAUUACCUCCUGGCGUUAUAUACUGUAUCUCGGAACAUAAAAUAGAGGCAAUUAACG